AUGCGUUGGCCAUGCGCAUGUAUGUGCGCAUACUGCACAUUGGCAUCUCCGUCGCUCACGUGCGCCGCAACUCGCACCGCGCACGCUCUGUCCUUGCGGGAGGCACGCGCGUGUGCGUCUGCUGCUGUGGACGUCUGUGUGUGCGCUGCCACCCCGCCUCUUUUUCCAUCUCGCGUUCUGCCGUGCAUUGUGUUGCAGAUUUUCAAUAACGCCAUGUCUGCGGACGGCCCCAGCGUUGAUGCCCCUCUUCCCAUGGUGGCCGAUAUUGUGGAGCGUCAUGUAGAUUUCAUCUCCAGCACAGCGGCAGCUUCGUCUCCGGCGCUCGUUGGGCCCGCGCUGCGUCCCAUUCAAGCAAUCCCAGGCCAGGCCUUUCCGGUGGUGAGGACGCGAUACUUGUACGGCCGGCAGCGUACAGUUGCGGGCGAGGCAACUACUCAUCUAUCAGCGCUGCAGUCCUCUCAGGCAUCGUUGCCUUCCGCUUCCGCCGCCGCACGCGUCACAGGCUUUAGCGCACAUGUGCAGCCCCGCGAUGCCAUCACCGCAUCGGCAGACCCGUACGCGGCGGGCGGGGAGUUCUCGAACUUUCCUGGCACCCGUACGGGGAUGCAUGGUGGAGAGACGGAGCUUGUGCUUGCUGCCGGUGGCUCUGCUCAGCAGCGCUUGGCGGCACACCAGUGGUCUGUCUUGGAGUUUGAGCAGCUCAAAUUUGGCUACUACGUGAGACCUGUGGAUGUCUCUUACUCAAAAGCCGAUGACACUGGGAAGGAGGCGGCGGCCACCACGUGUCCCACCUCACCCGCGUCAUCGCCCUCUUCUUGUGUACGCGGUGAGGCGUUCUUCUCGUUGGUGUUUCAGUGCCUUCGCAGCACAGUGCGCAAACAUCAGCAGCUCGCGCUCGAGGUUCUCCUCGCACACCUGCGCGGCUUGGCGAUGACCACCACGGCGUCGAAGUCGGCAAGAAGGACGGAGGCGGUGGCGUUGCGAGACCGCUGCCUGCACGGCCCUGACUGUGCCCCGUUCGUCUUUUUCCUUCUCGAGAUUCUCGUCUCGGCGGGGCACCCGGCGAUGAUCGAGCUGGCUGCGACUUGCUUGCUGCUGCUGUUCCGCGGGAUGACUCGCGGUGAGCCGGCCGGUUCAACAGGGAGUACAGCAGCCCCGGCAUCUGUAGAGGACGCCCUCGGGGGCUGCAGCGCUGUUUCGCAUUUCGUGGAGGCCGUCGCUGAGCUUGGCAGCCCGGCAGGGGGCGCUUCGGAGGAAGAUACGGAGGAGGGUCUCAGCAAUGUCAGAGGCGUCGGCGUCGAAGGCAGCGGAGCUGAGGAGCCGGCAGAUGACCCUGAUCUCCCGUUUAGCGAGGUGUCGGAGCUGCUGCGCGGGCCAGAUGCCCGGCUGGGACUGGAGCAACUAGGCUUUACGAGCAAGGUGCUAGAGGCAAUACACCCGCUGCUGCGGAACGCCUCACCGGCUUCGAUGGUGGCGAGGGGCGAGGGAGGGGAAAUGGGUCGCGAGGGCGUCGAGAGCGAGGCACACCGAGUGUGCGUCGAACCGACCGCAACAUCGUCAACUCCUUCCUUCUCUUCCUCUCUCGCCUCGAUUCAUGUGGAGGUGCUCUUUCUGGAGCUGCUGCUCUGCGGAGGCGUCGGGGUGGGCCUGCGUGCGGCGUGUCGGCGCGUCACCGAGGACCCUGCCUUCCUGACCUGGGCUGAGGCACAGCUGUCGGCGGUGGUGAUGGGCCGCCGGCGACUCGAGGACAUUGCGGAGCUGCUGUGCGUGCUGCAGCACCUCUCGCACGUUCCGAGUGCGCUGCACACCCUCCUUUGCGGCUCCUCUGUGGUGAACGUUAACUUAACCGACACCCUUGACUGCGGAAGUGUGGCUGCCGCGGCGGCGCGUCAACAUGCACAACACCAAUUCUAUGAGACGUGGCUUCUUUUCUUUACUCUUGUCUGCUCCACAAGCGCGGCUGAGGUACGUACGGUGCGCCACGCAUCCGCCAUUCUGUGGUCGAUGCUCAUCCUUCGCGCAUGUGCGCGUAUGGGGCACAACAGGAGUGGCACCGGCAAUAAUGGCGAGACGGGCGAGGAGGACGCAGGGCACUCGAAACCCGCGGCCAGGCACAGCGGUUACGGCAUGGUGCAGGACGUCAGCGACACACUGCUAGCUGAGGGGAUGCACGUCGGCGGCGGCGUUGUGAUGGAGAUGUGGUUCCUCCGGUACGCGAGUGAAGAUGGCACUGCAAGCGCUGCUGGCCACGCAACUGGCAGCUUGGAGCACUACUUCCUCGAUGCUGCGCGGAUGGCGCUGCAUCUGUGUCGGUCUUCAGCGGGCACCGGGUCAUGUGUGACCCCGGCCGAUGUCUCCAGCCGUGACCGCCACGACGCUGUGCUCUUGGAGGCGACUGUGGCACAGCGCGUGUUGGCAGAGAUGCGAUGGACCGCCAGCGCACACUUCCUUUCCACUUACAUUGCGCGAAUGUGCCACCGCUCGCCGGCGGUGCGCUAUACGCUGUGCAGCACUGAGGGCGAGACGGAAGAGGCGGUGCAGCUCCUCUUGCGUUCAGUGGUGAUGGACGCCGGGCGGCUGACCAAGGCCUUUGCGCGCUUCACGUCUCCGCUACUGUCUACGCCAUGGUCGGGCAGUGCCGAUGGGCUUCGAAAGGCCGAUGCAGACGGAGCGCACCCCCACACCACCGGUGGCGACCUCGCAGCCGUCCCUGUCGGCGCUCCAACGCACCACCUAAAGGCUGUCUCCGCACAGGUCAGCGUUGUGUCUGCUAUCCGCGCAGUGGAGCGUUGCUGGCGGAGGGAGCCAUCAGGAAACACCGCGUCCAAUGAUCGCGCCGUGGAAGCGGACUCCGGUGGUCGCGAUCGCGCGCUGUUGUUUCUCUGUCUGGACGCUGCAUCGCUCUAUGCCAACACCCGCCUUGCCGCUGCUCUGGCGGAAGUGUUCCCCGCCAUCGCCGCUGACAUGGUAUUUGGCUACGCGGCACUACUCGCUCACGCGUUCGAGGAGGCAUUCCUCCGUAUGCGUGACGGCACCGCUGUGCGACUCCAGGUCGAUGAACUGUGCACUAUGGCAGAGGCCGUGCAGCUGUUGCAGCAUCUCGGCAACAGCGGCUCUAGCGUUGAGGCAGCAGUGCCGCGCUCGACCUUGUCUACCGCAGGCGCGCUUCCCAGCAACUCGCCGGCCGCACGCGAUACUCGUGAGGCGCGUAUCGCAGCUUUCUUCCUUGUCCACAGCGUAGCGGUGUCCAAGCGCUGUCUCGACGCUGUGCCCGUAUCGCUGCUGCUUCUCCUGCUGCGUCCUCAAGUGGAAGCCAAAACGAAGCAGGAGAGGGCUGCUGCUGCCCCCCUGGUACCCGCCGCUACGAGCACCGUUGAGCUAGUGGCUCUCAUGGACUCUCUGCAGUCGGGGAUCGAGCUCACGCCUGUCCCUGUCAUGCCAGGCAGCGGCGGCGACGCCACCGACACGUCUGCCUCGUUAUCCUCAGCGGCGGCGGUCUCCGUUAGUGGUGCGCCUCGUUGCUGGGCUCUCUAUCCGCUCUUCGACGCCUCUUUUACAGCCAAAGACGUGUGGGCCAGCUGGCUGCGCCGUCUUUUGGGCCUGCACCAACGCGUGAAGGACGUGCUUGGCUGGGAUGGAAUGCUGAGUCACGUGCUGCUGUGGACCCUGGCACAUCGUCGAGAGCUGUGGAGCACCGCUGGUGGCGACACCUGCGAAGGUGCAGAGUCCGGUGUGCGUACAUCAGCCCUCUCCCCCUCUUCGGCAGCCGCGUUGUGCGAGCUGAUGGUGGACCUGUGCGCCAUUCUGCAUGCACUGUCAGCUUUUUCCUGCGGCUUGCGCUGCUCUGCCGACUCGAGCACGGCGAUCUCCGCAGCUGCGUCACGCACACUGGAAAUCUCACUGGCGGCGUACAGCGACGCACCUUCUGAGGAGGGCAUGCCGCUGCUCCUCCACGCGCUUUUGGCGUACGUGGCGGCGCACUGUUCUGCCCGCACGGCGCUGGCAGCGCUGCAGGUGCUGCUCUGCAGCCCGGUUCUGCCACCCUCCUCCACAAUCGCUGCAGGCGUCGAGGCGCGUGGUGAGCCUGGCGACGAGCAGCAGUCUUCCGGCUCUCCAGUGCCGACAAGGCCUGGCUCACGCGGCACAGCUGCCACCGCGCAGGUGUGCGCCUGGCUGCAGUCCUGGGCAGCAGCGCAGGGGUGGCGGAUGCAAUCUGCUCGGAGCGUGUGCUGGAGUUUGGACGAUGUCGUCGCGCUUGUGCAGCUGGUGGGGCCUCACUUUCGAAACGAUAACUUCAGCGGCCGCAGCUGCGCGUACGAAGGGGGUGCGACUGAUCAACAUGGGACAGUGGACGCUGCUGCAGCAGAGGUGAUGCUGACUCCCACGGAUGCCGAUGCGAGGCUCGCUGCGAGGGAUGGCAUGUGGUGUGCGCGCUGCCUUACUGAGGGCCUCCUGCAGUACUACGUGCAGCAGCGCAUCGCCACCAGCGGAGGUCUCUCUAUGAUGGAGAAGAUGGUGCUUCGAUCGACGCUGCAGGAUCUGGAUUGGUACCCUUCCAUGCUUUGGCCCCAGGUGGAAGGCGAAUAA
Messenger RNA from Leishmania mexicana MHOM/GT/2001/U1103, 4587 nucleotides. RefSeq lists its product as hypothetical. The record is from RefSeq and is a predicted model, not a curated record. The transcript has a single exon. NCBI's taxonomy places the organism in Eukaryota, Euglenozoa, Kinetoplastea, Trypanosomatida, Trypanosomatidae. Bases 1 to 4587 code for a protein of 1528 amino acids.